Molecule: messenger RNA, 1694 nt
Organism: Dioscorea cayenensis subsp. rotundata (Guinea yam)
Lineage: Eukaryota; Viridiplantae; Streptophyta; Magnoliopsida; Dioscoreales; Dioscoreaceae
Product: heat stress transcription factor A-1-like
Exons: 2
Coding region: 221-1681 (486 amino acids)
Biological process (GO): regulation of transcription by RNA polymerase II
Cellular component (GO): nucleus
Molecular function (GO): RNA polymerase II cis-regulatory region sequence-specific DNA binding; DNA-binding transcription factor activity
Source: RefSeq, a predicted model, not a curated record
UCUCUCUCCAAAAAUCCCAUUUUUUUCGUUUUAUGUCCCAAAAAAAAACUUUUUUUUUCCCAUAAUUUUUCGUUGUUUCAGCGCCGCUGUUGAUGGAUUCCGUUCACCGCGGAAUCAAGCGAAGCCUUGUGCCUCCGUCCAAACUCCGUAAACCCUAGAACUUUGCUUCUUCGUUCUCGGCGAAACCCUAAUUCCUGAUUCAUUGUGAGGGAAGCAAGCGAUGGAGGGUGGAGGUGGAGGGGCGGCGGUGGGUGGCCCAAACGCGGGGCUUGUGGCCGGAGGACCGCCGCCUUUCUUAAGCAAGACGUACGAUAUGGUGGAUGACCCGGCGACGGACGCGGUGGUGUCGUGGGGGCCGGGGAACAAUAGCUUUGUGGUGUGGAACACCCCUGAGUUCGCUAGGGAUUUGCUUCCCAAGUACUUCAAACACAACAACUUCUCUAGUUUCGUUCGACAGCUCAAUACCUAUGGGUUCAGGAAGGUUGAUCCUGAUCGGUGGGAGUUUGCAAAUGAGGGGUUUUUAAGAGGCCAAAAGCAUUUACUGAAGACCAUAAACCGGAGAAAACCAUCCCAUUUACAUAGUCAGCCACAGCAACCUCAAACACAAAAUACUCCAGUUACUUCAUGUGUUGAGGUUGGGAAAUUUGGGUUGGAAGGAGAAAUUGAAAGGCUCAAGAGGGAUAAAGCUGUACUUAUGAAGGAACUGGUUAUGCUGAGGCAGCAGCAGCAGACCACUGAUCACCAGCUACAGACUCUCGGUCAACGGCUUCAAGGAAUGGAGCAACGACAGCAGCAAAUGAUGUCAUUUCUAGCGAAGGCAAUACAGAGCCCUGGUUUCUUAGCUCAAUUUGUGCAACAGAAUGAUAGCAACAGACGGAUUUCGGAAGGGAACAAGAAGCGAAGAUUGCCAAAACAAGAAGAAAAAAUGGAUGGUGAACGAUCGUCUCCCAGUGGCCAAAUAAUCAAAUACCAACCAUUGAUGAACGAAGCAGCAAAAGCAAUGCUUAUGCAGAUCUUAAAGAUGGACUCAACUCCUCUGAUGGAGACUAUGGGUGAUUCUAGUGGUUUUUUGAUUAAAAAUUACUCUCCAUCUAUGGAUUCAAUGGAUGCUAGUCCUUCAAAUAGAAAUUCUGGAGUAACUCUCUCAGAGAUGCCAACAAGCACAGGUGUUCCAUAUAUGCCUGUAAGCUCCGGAUUUUCAGUUCCAGCCCAGAUUCAGGGUUCUGCAGGGAUGUCUGGCAUGGUUGCCACAACUGAAAUGCCAGAUACAUCAAUGCUCCCUCCUAUGCCAGAAGGGGUUGCUCCAGGCCGGACUGACAUGAAUAUUCCCGAAUUUUCCCCUCUGCAAGGGAUAGUGUCUGGUAGUAACAUCAGUAACGUUCCUGGUACAAACAGCUUGUACAUGAAUCCCGCAUCUAUUGGACUAGACGGGGAGGAGGACAUCGAUGACAGUGGCAUUGAUAUAUUCGACGAGGAACAGAAGCUCCCGGACAUCAAUGACUCAUUCUGGGAACAGUUCCUUUCUGUCAGUCCAAUUUCCAGGGACACUGCAGAGAUUGAUUCAGAUAUGUUGCAGGCAAAGGAUGCACUGCCGGAGGUUGAAAAUGUAUGGGAUAGUGCUCGCAACAUGGCUCAUCUCACCGAGCAGCUGGGACUUCUCACAUCAGAAAGCAAAGUGUAAGAAACCAAAAAAA